AUGUCUCUUUUCGCGAAGCGCGCAGUGGCCGGCAGCAGCCGUGCCCUCCCCACCAUCAACAAGUCGGCUAUCCUCGCCGCACGUGCGUCCCGAGCCUACUCCACGCCCGUCGAGAGCAACGGUGUCUCCUUUGGCCUCAGCGAGGAUCAGGAAGCGUACCGUGACCUGGCACGCAAGUUUGCUCGCGAGGAGAUCAUCCCCAACGCCCGUCACCACGAUCAGACCAUGGAGUACCCGACCGAGAUCCUCAAGAAGGGGUGGGAAGUCGGUCUUAUGAACACGCACAUUCCCGAGGAGUACGGUGGUCCCGGUCUCGGUCUCAUGGAGUGCGCUCUGAUCUCGGAAGAGCUCGCUUUCGGUUGCUCCGGUAUCCAGACUGCGAUGGAAGCCAACGGUCUCGCCGAAGCACCGCUGCUCGUAUCCGCGUCGCACGAGAUCAAGCAGAAGUACCUCGGCAGGAUGACCGAGGAGCCUCUCAUGGCAGCCUACUGCGUUACCGAGCCGGGUGCGGGUUCCGACGUGGCCAACAUCGCCACCAAGGCCGAAAAGCAGGGCGACAAGUGGGUCAUCAACGGAAGCAAGAUGUGGAUCACCAACGGUGGACACGCCAACUGGUACUUUGUGCUUGCCAAGACCGACCCUUCCGCCAAAGCUGCCAAGUCCAUGACUGGUUUCGUCGUUGACGCAGAUACUCCCGGCAUCCACGUCGGAAAGAAGGAGAUCAACAUGGGUCAACGAUGCUCCGACACGCGUCAGAUUACGUUUGAAAACGUCGUCGUUCCCGAAGCCAACGUUCUCGGCAAACCCGGUGACGGUUUCAAGACUGCCAUGGGAGCCUUUGACAUCACGCGUCCGCUCGUGGCAGCCGGAGCCGUAGGUCUCGCCCAACGCGCCCUCCACGAAGCAGCCAUGUACGCCCAGGAGCGCAAAACCAUGGGCAAAGCCAUCAUCGACCACCAAGCCAUCGCCUUCCUCCUCGCCGACAUGCAGAUGAACGUCGAAGCUGCCCGCAACCUCGUCUGGAAAUCCAGCUGGGCCAAAGACCAAGGUCAGCGAAACAGCUUCUGGGCCUCCAUGGCCAAAUGCAGAGCCGGCGAAGCCGCCAACUUCAACGCCGACGGUGCUGUGCAGAUCUUCGGCGGUCUCGGCUUCAACACCGAGAGCCCCGUGGAAAAGCUCUACCGAGACGCGAGGAUCUUCAGGCUGUACGAGGGUACCGAUCAGAUCCAGAGGUUGAUCAUCUCGAGACACAUCAAGGAGUUGUUCGCUCAGUGA
Pseudozyma hubeiensis SY62 is the source of this 1275-nucleotide messenger RNA. RefSeq names its product acyl-CoA dehydrogenase. Gene Ontology annotation, molecular function: medium-chain fatty acyl-CoA dehydrogenase activity; flavin adenine dinucleotide binding. Gene Ontology annotation, cellular component: mitochondrion. Gene Ontology annotation, biological process: medium-chain fatty acid catabolic process; fatty acid beta-oxidation. NCBI's taxonomy places the organism in Eukaryota, Fungi, Basidiomycota, Ustilaginomycetes, Ustilaginales, Ustilaginaceae. Bases 1 to 1275 code for a protein of 424 amino acids. The transcript has a single exon. The record is from RefSeq and is a predicted model, not a curated record.